Trichoderma reesei QM6a is the source of this 2037-nucleotide messenger RNA. RefSeq lists its product as uncharacterized. Lineage: Eukaryota; Fungi; Ascomycota; Sordariomycetes; Hypocreales; Hypocreaceae. Bases 1 to 2037 code for a protein of 678 amino acids. The record is from RefSeq and is a predicted model, not a curated record. The transcript is spliced from 4 exons.
AUGAUUCCGCCUUUGGAUGCCGCUUCGCCCUCCCCACAAGCACCAGACAAUACUACCAUGGAGACCAUCGAAGCCCGCAAUGCUCGCUUCGACGAGAUUUCCUGGAAGCUGGCUCGCCGUCGCCUCCAGGUCGACGAGUACUGGAAAGCUCUGGACGAGGAGAUCCCCGAUCCACAAGAGCAGGAGGAAUUCUACACGUAUUCUCUCCAUCUCAGCCUGCCGCAUCUGGCCAAUCCUUCCGGCAAUUUGACACCAGCUCGAUUCGUUGAGAUUGCAGACUCAAUCAACUUCCUCAACGAGGCGGAGCGCAAGGAGCUGCUGCCCGGGCUCGAAUGGGCAGUGCGCCCCUGGAUCCCCCUCGGUUACGACAAGACGACGCUCUACCGCCUGUUUCCGGCCAUUCACAACUUGACGCCGCAGAGCGACAAGUAUCCCCUGACGGACCAUGAAGUCCUCGACACUGCGUUUCUCGGCGUCAACACGACGGUGCAGCCGCGUGAGCCCGUCUCUGCCGCUGAAAUCGGCGCGCCCUCGACCUAUCAUCGGAGCAGUCUAUCCCAGUCGGCAGAGCCAGACGACGCAGAGGCCCCGGGAUUCGUCUUUCACGAGCUUGGCGUGCUGGAGUCUCUGGAAUGCGAAACGGCUGAUGAGAUGCCGACGACGUUUGAGCAAAGCGCCGACUGGGAGGGAGACUGGGAGCCGACUGGCUUCUGCGUGGUGGCUCGGCUUGGCCAUACAGGCCACAUCGACGGGGUCUAUGUCAUCUACAACAUGAACCCUCUGCAGGAAAACAGUCUCGAGCGGAAGCAAGUCACGCACAGGGCUUGGGGCAUCCCGCCCAGUUCGCCUGAACAACAGUUCUCAUGCGCGCGGAUCGGCAACGCCCUGCGAGACUUUGGGUUCGAGUACAAGCUGGCAUGGGACGAGCAGGUGCAUCAUCCAGUCGAGCUUGUUUGGCACAAGGGCGAGGCUAUUCAAGUUCUUGGCUUGGGUAUCCAGCAUUCAAUAUUCUCUAGCUGGUCAAUGUGUAUCUUGAUCACUGCUGUCAUCUCGGGUCGAGACUUAGCCGCCAACGUCGCGGCCUUUGACACCGCCGCCGAUGACGAUGACGACUCGAACGUCUCAAAGCCAGAUCAGGAAAUGUGGAGGACACUCUUUGGCUUUUCGUCAGACGAAGCAGCCAGGGCCAUUCGCAACUGGAGAGCCGACUUUGCUCGUCCGACCAUUUCGCAGGCGGCAUGGCUGCUCGUCAAGGAGGCCAAGAUGGCUGAGGGAUUCAACAAAGAGGCCUACGAGUAUGAACUGUCCAGGACACGAGCCGCUCAAAAAUCGCAGUUGAAAUCGAGAGAAGCAGUUCAAUAUGACGAAGCGAAAUAUCUUGUCAAGCUCGACGAGUGCGACUCUUUGCCAUCCGCAGAGUCAGUUGACCUGAUGCGCUUUCUUCCUGCAAAGCCAAAUAUUCUCCACGGCACAGACGACGACGGGAACAUGACUCGCUUCUGCCUGGUAUCCAGCAGCCAAAAGACAGACUUUAUCAACGCUCUAUCAGCUGCACAUCCCUCCUUCCAGCCAACGUUGAUUCGCACCUCUGUAGCGUCCAAGGAUCUAUCUACAACUUGUUACCCAACACUCGGCAUCGACACUACGCUCCCGCAAUUCCGCCCAGCAAACACCUCCUCGCUCUUAGCCGCUCGACCAGCACAAGACGAGUAUCCCGUCUGGUACUUCUUCUAUGGCACCCUUGCCGAUGCCAACGUCCUCUGUCGUGUCAUCGGCUCAGCCGUGAACACAGCCACCGACAUCAGCUACAAGCGUGCCCGCAUUCAAAGAGGACGACUUACUUUGCUGGGUGAAAAGUAUCUGGCCUUGGUGGAUGCGAAUCAGGAGUCGGUAGUCGACGGCUGGGCGUACCAGGUGAAGAGUCAGGUAGAGGAGGACUCGCUUCGGGUAUAUGAGACGGGCAAGUACGAAGUCGUGAGGUGCACCAUGGGGUUUAUAGGAGCGGAUAUACGACCCGAUUGCGAUCUUGUGGGAUGA